Molecule: messenger RNA, 990 nt
Organism: Ylistrum balloti
Lineage: Eukaryota; Metazoa; Mollusca; Bivalvia; Pectinida; Pectinidae
Product: placenta-specific gene 8 protein-like
Exons: 4
Coding region: 60-428 (122 amino acids)
Source: RefSeq, a predicted model, not a curated record
CGUUAGCUGUCACACCCGUAAACAGUUUUUCUUGUGGAAGACACAGAGUUUAAUCAGUGAUGUCGGUAGCCAUGUCAGCAUCGAUGUCAGUACAACCGAUGUUGCAACAGCCUAUUCCCCAGAGGAUCGGUGAAGUGGGUGGUCACAGAGAGUGGUCAACAGGAUUGUUCGGUUGCUUCUCCGACUGUAGUUCAUGUAUCAUGACAAUGCUCUGUCUGCCUGGUAUGGAGUGUAAAAAUGCCGCACGCCUGGGUGAGUGUUGCCUGCUGCCACAUUGCUGCGCUGGUUCAAACAUCGCCAUGCGUGCUCGCCUGAGGACUCUCGGCGGAAUACGAGGAAGUAUCCUGCAAGACAUAUGUGCAUUUUGUUUGUGCUAUUCGUGUACAGUGUGCCAGAUGUCCAGGGAGAUGGACAAUAUGGGACUUUAAUUUGACGGAGAUAUUGUUGGUCACCCGAUCGUUAAUAAAUCAAAAUAAAAAAAAGUCUUCAAUUAGAAUUAGAUUUGUGCGUGAACGUUGUUUUUAAACCACUCCUUACGAAUAGUUUUUUUAAUGUUAAAUUCCUAUUAAGUAUAGCUUUUUUAAUGUUAAUUCCUGUUAGGUAUAACUUUUUUUAAUAUUAAGUCCUGUUAGGUAUAGUUUUUUAAAAAGAUAAAUUAAUUGAAAAGUUGUGGAGCGGACUAAAUGUGAAUUGAAAAUGCAUAGUCUUAUCACUAUCUACUGCAUAUCGACGAACAAAAGUGCGACUGUUUUAAAAAACAACAUCAUAGAAGCUUCAAUAAAUACAUAAAUGUUUCCAAAAUGUUUUUGGGCGUUCAAUGUAAUAUAUGACAUUUGCUGUGGAAAAGUGGAUAAUUGUAAACAGCUACUGGACAAAGCAGGAAAGUUUGUACAUAUUUUGUGAAAGAUUUGUAUAUCUAUAUUUAAUAAACCGUCACAGUAUGAAGGCCUAUGAUAAUAAAAGACCAAGUAUGGCAAUUAUUUUCUUUGA